AUGGGAGAAGAGGAUUAUCGUGACGACGAGAGCCGAUCUCGCAAAAGAUGGACGUUGGAACAACUGAAAUGUGGCAACACGUUUCUCUCAAUGCAAGCUGCUACCAACAAGUUCGACUCCCAGUGUGGUAUGACUGCUCCUGGAAUGCCUCGUUGGAACAUCGUUCGUGAUAAGCAAUACAUCGAACCAGACCGCCGCUCAGAAAAUAUACUUCGAGUUCAAUGCGGUACGAACCAAUAUGCGUCUCAAAAAGGCGAGACUCCAAUGGGAGCCAGCCGUUUCCAGGUGCCAAGAGUCACCUAUAAAAAAGACUGGGAGACGAUCCUAGACAAGGAAGGCGAGAAGAUCAUUCCGAAACAGGCUGGAGACUACGGUCUGGCAACUCAAGCUGGAGAGGUUUCAAUGGGAGCCCAUCGUAAUCAGGUACCUAACGUACGUGGACGUCUUCCUCAUGAUCGUCGCACUCAUGGCGUUCUUGUUUUCCAAAACGGAACAAACAUUUUUGCGUCACAGACGGGAAUGUCCGCUCCACCUGGAAUUGGUGCUGUUCGACAAGCUACUCAACGAAUUGAAGGGCUCGACAUGAACGAAGAUCAGCAACGUCGUGGAACCGAAUAUACACCGUGGUAUUCCGGGCAGAACAAGUUCGCUACGCAGGCGGGCAGUGGUGGAUUCCUCAAAGUCCGAGACGUCAUUCCUCAUACAGUGGGUGGCAAAGAUAUUGAAGAAAGCCUUAGGCAGAAAUCCGAAGGAAUCGUCCCACUUCAGUCGGGAACGAACAAGCUGGCAUCUCAGAGAGGAAUGACUGGAUUUGGAACACCACGAAACACCAUCCAGAAGAGCGGAUGGAAGAAAGAAUGGAUCGAAGAAUAUGAAGCGGCGCUCAAAGAGUGGGAAGAAUCUAAGCCACCUGGCAGUGCAUCUAGCGCUGAUCCAUUCGGACAUUAUAAGAAGAAGUUCGAAGAAAGAGAGUCAUCGCGUCAAUCAGAGAUUGACAAUCAAUCGGUAAAAGCAAGCGGAACGAUGGACGAAGACCAGGACGUGGAAGACGACGAGCACGUGGUAUAG
Messenger RNA from Angiostrongylus costaricensis, 1068 nucleotides. NCBI's taxonomy places the organism in Eukaryota, Metazoa, Nematoda, Chromadorea, Rhabditida, Metastrongylidae. The record is from the annotation of a GenBank genome assembly.